Molecule: messenger RNA, 1596 nt
Organism: Exophiala dermatitidis NIH/UT8656
Lineage: Eukaryota; Fungi; Ascomycota; Eurotiomycetes; Chaetothyriales; Herpotrichiellaceae
Exons: 2
Coding region: 1-1596 (531 amino acids)
Biological process (GO): UDP-glucose transmembrane transport
Cellular component (GO): cis-Golgi network; endoplasmic reticulum-Golgi intermediate compartment; Golgi apparatus
Molecular function (GO): antiporter activity
Source: RefSeq, a predicted model, not a curated record
AUGGACACUCCCCCCUACACCGACCGCGUCUCACGACCUGCUUCGGUUGCACCGGGUUCAACACGUGAAACGAGUUCACUCUACAUCAAUCCUCGUCGCAAGUACAAACGCCGAGGUACGGGCUCCGUGUCCGAGACAAAAAGCGGAAGCUCAGAAGAUGAGGCAGGCUCUUCCAUGUCGGAAUCAGAAGAACACGAACUAGGCGCGCUGGACUCGGAGUCGGGUAUAGACGAUGAUGAGGAGACUGGCCUGCAUAAAGACGAGAGGAAAAAGUAUGUCAAACGAAAGCGGCGGCGUCAUGGCUUGGAUUCUCGCAUUGCAGGCACCGCAGGCAUUUCAAAGGAAGAAGCCAAAGAAGCCGACAAGCGUGUGCUGCACAAUCUCCUGAUCAAUGCCGCCCUCGUAGGCCUGUGGUAUUUCUUUUCCCUGUCGAUAUCAAUUUACAACAAAAUGAUGUUCUCCGCCGAACACCUGGAUUUCCAUUUCCCGCUGUUCGCUACCUCUCUGCAUAUGCUGGUGCAAUUCGGGCUGGCCUCCGCCAUUCUUCUCCUCUUCCCCUCCUUCCGACCGUCACAACCCUACAAAAACGAAUCACAUCCUCCGAAGCCGCUAGUCACGCCAAUGUUUUAUCUUACUCGACUGGUCCCUACAGGGACGACCACCUCCCUCGAUAUUGGCCUCGGCAACACCUCUCUACGAUACAUCACCUUGACCUUCUACACCAUGUGUAAAUCCUCGGUCCUCAUUUUUGUUUUGAUUUUCGCCUUCCUCUUCCGCCUGGAGCGGCCCUCUCUCAAACUCAUCCUCAUCAUUCUCACAAUGACCAUCGGGGUGCUCAUGAUGGCUGCCGGGGAGACGGCAUUCAACGCUCUCGGUUUUGCCCUGGCCAUGUCAGCAUCAUUCUUUUCGGGCUUCCGCUGGGCCGUCACACAGAUACUUCUCCUCCGCCACCCGGCCACCUCCAAUCCUUUCGCAACUUUGUUCUUCCUGGCGCCAAUCAUGUUUGUCAGCUUAUUUUGUAUUGCUUGUGUGUCCGAGACACCAUCGGCUGUUGUGACAGGGGUCCAGGUGCUGGUUAGCACCUAUGGGCUUUUCAAAUCUCUGCUUCUCCUUAUCGUUCCUGGGUGUCUGGCGUUCUGUAUGAUUGCCAGCGAGUUUACCCUGCUUCAACGGACAAGUGUUGUUACACUCAGCAUUUGUGGCAUUCUCAAGGAAGUUGUCACGAUCAGCGCCGCUGGGAUUAUCUUUCAUGAUGAAUUGUCCUUGGUCAACAUCACCGGCUUGAUCGUCACUAUCGUCAGUAUGGCCUGCUACAAUUACUUGAAGAUCAGAAAGAUGAGGGAGGAAGCCCUGGAAAAGUUGAGGAAGCGUGACGAUGGACACUACGACGAAGGAGAUAUCACUGAUGCCGACAACACGGAGUUUGGGGCAGAGGCGAUGGAACGUUCAAAUCCUGACAGGGUGCCUUUGAUACGAGAUCAAGAGGCUAUGAAUAAAUCCGGGCCGGUGUUGAGGAGGUUGUCAAACUCGCCUACGCACUCUACGGGGAACGGCAGCCUUGGAUCCCCUACGAAGCGGGGCCGAGACUUGGAGUAA